Messenger RNA from Cyanistes caeruleus (blue tit), 5950 nucleotides. The record is from RefSeq and is a predicted model, not a curated record. Lineage: Eukaryota; Metazoa; Chordata; Aves; Passeriformes; Paridae.
AAGGGUAAUGGGGUGCAUCCUGCACUCCUGUAUGGCAGAGCCACGGGCUCAGGGGAACGAGGAGAGCCUCUCUCAUGGAUGGUUCUGACUGGGUGCAGUGCUACCGGUGUCCCUGAGGCACCUCGCCUCAUCCUCUUCCCCGGGUGAGCCCAAUUCCUCUCCCAACCCAGACCCGGCAGAAUCCAUCCCCACGAUGUUAGACAGCUUCCAGUCCAGGGAGGUGAAGGCGGGCCGGCUGGUGGAGCUGCCCUGCAUCGCCUCGGGCUACCCCAACCCGGCCGUGCGGUGGAUCAAGGACGGGCGGCCGCUCCCCGCCGACAGCCGCUGGACCAAGCGCAUCACGGGGCUGACCAUCAGCGACCUGCGAGUGGAGGACAGCGGCACCUACAUCUGCGAGGUGACCAACACCUUCGGCUCCGCAGAGGUCACGGGGACCCUCACCGUCAUAGACCCUCUGCGUGUGACCCUCACACCAAAGAAGCUCAAAACAGGCAUCGGCAGCACCGUCAUCCUCUCUUGUGCCCUCAGCGGCUCCCCCGAGUACGUCAUCCGCUGGUACCGCAACACGGACCUGGUGGCGGUGGAUGACUACAUCUCCAUCCGGGGCAUCAGCAACGAGACCCUCCUCAUCACGGCCGCCCAGAAGAGCCACUCCGGGGCCUACCAGUGCUUCGCCACCCGCAAGUCCCAGACGGCACAGGACUUCUCCAUCAUCACGCUGGAGGAUGGGACCCCCCGCAUCGUCUCCUCCUUCAGCGAGAAGGUGGUCAACCCCGGGGAGCAGUUCUCCCUGAUGUGUGCCGCCAAGGGGGCCCCGCCACCCACCGUCACCUGGGCGCUGGACGACGAGCCCAUCCCGCGGGACAGCGGGCACCGCUCCAACCAGUACACCAUGUCCGAUGGCACCACCGUCAGCCACAUGAACGUCACCAGCCCGCAGAUCAAGGACGGCGGCGUGUACCGGUGCACCGCGCGGAACUCGGUGGGCAGCGCCGAAUACCAAGCGCGAAUAAACGUAAGAGGUCCCCCGAGCAUCCGCGCCAUGAAGAACAUAACAGCGGUCGCGGGUAGGGACACUUUCAUCAACUGCAGGGUCAUCGGGUACCCCUAUUACUCCAUCAAGUGGUACAAGGACUCCCUGCUGCUGCCCGAUAACCACCGCCAAGUGGUCUUUGAGAACGGCACCCUGAAGCUGAUGGAUGUGCAGAAGGGCAUGGAUGAAGGGGAGUAUCUGUGCAGCGUGCUGAUCCAGCCCCAGCUCUCCAUCAGCCAGAGCGUCCACGUCACUGUCAAAGUCCCUCCACUGAUCCAGCCCUUCGAGUUCCCGCCAGCCUCCAUCGGACAGCUCCUCUACAUCCCCUGCGUGGUCUCCUCUGGGGACAUGCCCAUCCACAUCACCUGGAGGAAGGACGGGCACGUCAUCCUCUCUGGCUCUGGGGUCACCAUCGAGAGCAAGGAGUUCAUGAGCUCCCUGCAGAUCUCCAGCGUCUCCCUCAAGCACAACGGGAACUACACCUGCAUCGCCAGCAACGACGCCGCCACCGUCAGCCGGGAGCGGCAGCUCAUCGUGCGGGUGCCUCCUCGUUUUGUGGUCCAACCCAACAACCAAGAUGGCAUUUAUGGGAAAGCCGGGGUGCUGAACUGCUCUGUCGAUGGGUACCCCCCUCCGAAAGUCAUGUGGAAGCACGCUAAAGGAAGUGGCAACCCCCAGCAGUACCACCCCAUCCCCCUGACGGGCCGCAUCCAGAUCCUGCCCAACAGCUCCCUGCUCAUCCGCCACGUGCUGGAGGAGGACAUCGGCUACUACCUCUGCCAGGCCAGCAACGGCGUGGGCACAGACAUCAGCAAGUCCAUGUUCCUCACUGUCAAGAUCCCUGCCAUGAUCACCUCCCACCCCAACACCACCAUCGCCAUCAAGGGCCAGACCAAGGAGCUGAACUGCACGGCGCGGGGCGAGCGGCCCAUCAUCAUCCGCUGGGAGAAGGGGGACACCGUCAUCGACCCCGACCGCAACAUGCGCUACGCCAUCACCACCAAGGACAACGGGGACGAGGUCAUCUCCACCCUCAAGCUGAAACCAGCCGACCGUGGGGACUCUGUCUUCUUCUCCUGUCACGCCAUCAACUCCUACGGCGAGGACAGAGGCUUGAUCCAGCUCACUGUCCAAGAGCCCCCUGACCCCCCGGAGCUGGAGAUCCGUGAGGUGAAAGCCCGGAGUAUGAAUUUGCGAUGGACACAGCGGUUCGACGGCAACAGCAUCAUCACCGGCUUCGAUAUCGAGUACAAGAACAAGUCAGAUUCCUGGGAUUUCAAGCAGUCUACACGCAACAUCUCCCCGACCAUCAACCAGGCGAACAUCGUGGACCUGCACCCCGCCUCCGUGUACAGCAUCCGCAUGUACUCCUUCAACAAGAUCGGGCGCAGCGAGCCCAGCAAGGAGCUCACCAUCAGCACCGAGGAAGCAGCUCCCGAUGGCCCUCCGAUGGAUGUCACCUUGCAGCCCAUCACGUCCCAGAGCAUCCAGGUCACCUGGAAGGCCCCGAAGAAGGAGCUGCAGAACGGGGUGAUCCGUGGCUACCAGAUUGGCUACCGGGAGAACAGCCCGGGCAGCAACGGGCAGUACAGCAUCGUGGAGAUGAAGGCCACGGGGGACAGCGAGGUCUACACGCUGGACAACCUCAAGAAGUUCGCGCAGUACGGGGUGGUGGUGCAGGCCUUCAACCGCGCGGGCACGGGGCCCUCGUCCAGCGAGAUCAACGCCACCACGCUGGAGGACGUUCCCAGCCAGCCCCCCGAGAACGUGCGGGCCAUCUCCAUCACGUCGGAUGUGGCGGUGAUCUCAUGGUCGGAGCCCCCGCGCAGCACCCUCAACGGGGUGCUCAAGGGCUACCGGGUCAUCUUCUGGUCCCUCUACAUGGACGGAGAGUGGGGCGAGAUGCAGAACAUCACGACCACGAGGGAGCGGGUGGAGCUGCGGGGAAUGGAGAAAUUCACCAACUACAGCGUGCAGGUGCUGGCCUACACCCAGGCGGGUGACGGUGUCCGCAGCAGCGUGCUCUACAUCCAGACCAAGGAGGACAUUCCAGGUCCCCCAGCUGGGAUCAAGGCUGUGCCAUCCUCUGCCAGCAGCGUGGUGGUGUCCUGGCUGCCGCCGGCCAAGCCCAACGGCAUCAUUCGGAAGUACACCAUCUUCUGCUCCAGCCCCGGCUCGGGACAGCCGGCUCCCAGCGAGUACGAGACCAGCCCGGACCAGCUCUUCUACCGCAUCGCCCACCUGAACCGGGGGCAGCAGUACCUGCUCUGGGUGGCCGCCGUCACCUCCGCCGGCCGCGGCAACAUCAGCGAGAAGAUGACCAUCGAGCCUGCGGGCAAAGCCCCCGCCAAGAUCAUCUCCUUCGGAGGCACCGUCACCACGCCGUGGAUGAAGGACGUGAGGCUGCCGUGUAACUCGGUCGGGGAGCCGGUCCCUGCCAUCAAGUGGACCAAGGACAGCGAGGACUCUGCCAUCCCGGUGACAGUGGACGGCCACCGCCUGAUCCAGGCCAACGGGACGCUGGUGCUGCGCUCGGUGAAAGCCGAGGACUCCGGCUACUACACCUGCACUGCCACCAACACCUGGGGCUUCGACACCAUCAUCAUCAACCUGCUGGUGCAAGUGCCCCCAGACCAGCCCCGCCUGACCGUCUCCAAGACCUCGGCAUCGUCCAUCACGCUGGCCUGGAUCCCUGGGGACAAUGGGGGCAGCUCCAUCCGAGGCUUCGUGCUCCAGUACUCGGUGGACAACAGCGAGGAGUGGAAGGACGUGUUUAUCAGCUCCUCCGAGCGCUCCUUCAAGCUGGAGAGCCUCAAGUGUGGCACCUGGUACAAGGUGAAGCUGGCGGCCAAGAACAGCGUGGGCGCCGGCCGCAUCAGCGAGAUCAUCGAGGCCAAGACCCACGGCAGAGAGCCCUCCUUCAGCAAGGACCAGCACCUCUUCACCCACAUCAACUCCACGCACGCCAGGCUGAACCUGCAGGGCUGGAGCAGUGGGGGCUGCCCCAUCACCGCCAUCGUGCUGGAGUACCGGCCCAAGGGCAACUGGGUGUGGCAGAGCCUGCGCACCAACAGCUCCAGCGAGGUGUUCUUGACCGAGCUGCGCGAGGCCACCUGGUACGAGCUGCGCAUGAAGGCCUGCAACAGCGCCGGCUGCGGCAACGAGACCACGCAGUUCGCCACGCUGGACUACGAUGGCAGCACCAUCCCCCCGAUCAAGUCUGCCCAAGGGGAAGGUGAUGACGUGAAGAAGCUCUUCACCAUCGCCUGCCCCGUGAUCCUGGCCACACUGGGAGUGGCCCUGCUCUUCAUCAUCCGCAAGAAGAGGAAGGAGAAGCGGCUGAAGAGGCUUCGAGAUGCGAAGAGUUUGGCAGAAAUGCUGAUCAGCAAGAAUAACCGCAGCUUUGACACGCCGGUGAAGGGGCCCCCACAGGGCCCCCGCCUGCACAUCGACAUCCCACGGGUGCAGCUCCUCAUCGAGGACAAGGAGGGCAUCAAGCAGCUGGGGGAUGACAAAGCCACGAUCCCGGUGACUGACACGGAGUUCAGCCAGGCAGUGAACCCCCAGAGCUUCUGCACGGGUGUCUCUCUGCACCACCCAGCCCUGAUCCAGAACACGGGGCCCCUCAUCGACAUGUCCGACAUCCGCCCCGGCACCAACCCCGUGUCGAGGAAGAGCGUGAAGUCUGCGCACAGCACCCGCAACCGAUACUCCAGCCAGUGGACACUCACCAAGUGCCAGGCGUCCACCCCUGCACGGACCCUCACCUCGGACUGGAGGACAGUGGGCUCCCAGCACGGCAUCACGGUCACAGAGAGUGACAGCUACAGCGCCAGCCUCUCACAGGACACAGACAAGGGGCGGAACAGCAUGGUGUCCACGGAGAGCGCCUCGUCCACCUACGAGGAGCUGGCGCGCGCCUACGAGCACGCCAAGCUGGAGGAGCAGCUGCAGCACGCCAAGUUCGAGAUCACCGAGUGCUUCAUCUCCGACAGCUCCUCGGACCAGAUGACCACGGGCACCACGGACAACGCCGACAGCAUGACCUCCAUGAGCACCCCGUCCGAGCCCGGCAUCUGCCGCUUCACCGCCUCCCCGCCCAAGCCCCAGGACAGCGAGCGGGGCAAGGGCGUGGCCGUGCCCAUCCCACACCGCGCCAGCAAGAGUGACUACUGCAACCUCCCGCUGUACGUCAAGUCGGAGGCGUUUUUCCGCAAGCCCGACUCGCACGAGCCGUGCCCGGUGGUGCCACCGCGGGAAGCCUCCAUCCGCAACCUGGCCCGGGCGUACCACGCGCAGGCCAGCGCCGCCCCGGCUCCCCCCGUGGCCACCGAGCCCCCCGUGGCCGCUGCCACCGCCGAGGCGCGGGUGCCCACGCACUCCAAAGUGGGGGGCUCCAGGGACUCGCUGCUGGAGAUGAGCACGUCAGGGGUAGGCAGGUCUCAAAAACAGGGUGCCGGAGCCUACUCCAAGUCCUACACGCUGGUGUAGGGCCGCCGCCGGAUGCUGCUCGUUUCCCCACGCCGUUUAUAUUAAAUUAACAAACUUGUACAUAACGGACUCUUUUGUAUAAAUGAAGCUAUUUUCUUCUUCUCCGAACAGAAAAAGAAACCAGGGCACAAAGAAUUUGAUGUUACAGAUUUAAAAAUAUAAUAUAUAUGUAAACAUAUAUAUAUAUUUCACAUCAUUUUGAAAGGGGCACAAGGAAAGACUCAGCGAUUUUUUCUUUUUUUUUUUUUUUUUUCUCUCCCUGAUCUUGUCGGUGGUUUUAAAAAAAGGAACGUCUCCGAGACAUUGCAUGCUAUUUUACUGUUCUGAAAACAGCAGGAGUUGCUUCAAUUUGCAAAUGCUUAUGUGUUAAUACCUUUUUCUAUGAAAAAAAACCCAGCGCUGUGUGCAAUAAAGGUUAUGUUUAUA